AGUAGGCUUGUUCAUUCACUAGCAUCCUAAAGCUACCUCAUUUCGUAUGCUACUGGUAGACAUGGGGGCUGUGUAUCACAGCCACAACUGACAGCGCCACCGCUGAGAGCCCACUUAUUAUAAGAAAUAAAACUGCGAGCCGUUUUCAUAUCAAGCUGCGAGGUCAGGCCUGAACAUGGAGUCUAUGUUGAACAAGCUAAAAAGCACGGUCACCAAGGUGACGGCAGAUGUCACCAGCGCUGUCAUGGGCAACCCGGUGACACGGGAGUUUGAGGUUGGAAGACAUAUUGCCAGCGGGGGUCCUGGCAUGUGCUGGAGGAUCUACAACGGCACCAAGAAGUCCACCAAACAGGAAGUGGCAGUGUUUGUGUUUGAUAAGAAGAUGAUUGAUAAGUAUCAGAAAUUUGAGAAGGAUCAAAUCAUUGAUUCGCUGAAAAAAGGGGUGCAACAGCUGACCAGACUGCGUCACCCACGUCUCCUGACUGUGCAGCAUCCUUUGGAAGAGUCACGAGACUGCUUGGCGUUCUGUACGGAGCCGGUGUUUGCCAGUCUGUCCAACGUGCUGGGCCAGUGGGAGAACCUGCCCACCCCUAUGCCCAACGACAUCAAGGAGUACAAACUAUAUGACGUGGAGACCAAGUAUGGCUUGCUACAGAUCUCGGAGGGUUUGUCCUUCCUUCAUAGUGGGGUGAAAAUGGUUCACGGCAACUUGUGUCCAGAGAACAUCAUCCUCAACAAGAGCGGAGCCUGGAAGAUCAUGGGCUUUGACUUCAGCAUCUCCUCGGCUAACCCCUCAGAUGCCGAGCCUAAGUACACAUGUAAAGAGUGGGAGCCCAACCUCCCUCCGCUCUGCCUCCCCAACCCUGAGUACCUGGCUCCCGAGUACAUCCUGUCAGUCAGCUGUGACUCUGCUUCCGACAUGUACUCCCUGGGUGUGGUCAUGCAUGCCGUCUUCAAUGAGGGCAAGCCUGUUUUCCAAGUCAACAAGCAUGACAUUUUUAAGAGCUUCAGCAGGCAACUGGACCAGCUGAGCACCAUGAGUCCAGCGCUGUUGAACAAGAUACCAGAGGAGGUGCGGGAGCACGUCAAAAUGCUGCUCAGCGUCACACCAAACGUCCGACCAGAUGCAGACCAAAUAACAAAGAUUCCAUUUUUUGAUGACGUGGGUGCUGUGACGCUGCAGUACUUUGACUCCCUCUUCCAAAGGGACAACCUACAGAAGUCCCAGUUCUACAAAGGCCUCCCCAAAGUUCUGCCCAAACUACCCAAGAGAGUGGUGGUGUAUCGAAUCUUGCCAGCACUCACCUCUGAGUUUGUCAACCCGGACAUGGUUCCCUUUGUGCUGCCCAACGUGCUGCUGAUCGCUGAGGAGUGCACUAAGGACGAGUAUAUUCGCCUCAUCUUGCCUGACCUCACGCCUGUUUUCAAGCAGCAAGAGCCUAUUCAGGCUAGUAAUAUGAUCCUGCUGAUAUUCCUGCAGAAGAUGGACCUACUGCUGACCAAGACACCAGCGGAGGACAUUAAGAACUCUGUGCUGCCUAUGGUCUACAGAGCUCUGGAAGCCCCUUCUGUACAGAUCCAGGAGCUGUGCCUGAACAUCAUCCCGACGUUCGCCAACCUGAUUGACUACCCGUCUAUGAAGAACUCCCUCAUCCCUCGAAUCAAAUCUGCCUGCCUACAGACCUCCUCACUUGCUGUACGAGUGAACUCUCUAGUGUGUCUGGGGAAAAUUUUGGAAUAUAUGGACAAGUGGUUUGUCAUUGAUGAGAUCCUGCCCUUCUUACAACAAAUCCCCUCCAGAGAACCAGCAGUACUCAUGGGCAUUCUAGGAAUCUAUAAGUGCACCUUCAGCCACAAGAAGUUGGGCAUUCCCAAAGAGCACCUUGCCACCAAGAGCCUGCCCCACCUUGUCUCUCUUAGUAUAGACAACAACCUCAACCUUAAUCAGUUUAACUCGUUCAUGGUGGUCAUACGGGACAUGCUGAGUCGCAUGGAGGCUGAACACAAGACCAAGUUGGAGCAGCUGCAUGUUAUGCAGGAGCAGCAGAGGAGUAUAAACAUCACAAACCCAGGGAGCCAAUCAGAGGAGACCAAGAGCCCGCCUAGCACUGGCAACCAGAUUGAUGAUAUCUUCGGCAGCACCAGGGUUAAUGGAAAAGAGAAUGGAUCUGCAGCACCAGCCCCACAGCCUAAUAGAAUGUCUCUGACUCUAGAAGAGAAACAGCGCUUGGCUAAGGAGCAGGAGCAGGCAGCCAAACUGAGGAGCCAGCAGCCAUUAGCACCACAGACUAUCAAACCAGCCUCCACCUCCAACACAAAGACUAAGGAUCUGACAAGCAGUCUUCUCAACAACAUGACAUCUCUAAACAACAUGUCCUUGGCCAACACAGCGCGACCAGCCCCAGUGCAGGGCACCACCAUCGCUGCCUUCCCCUCCUCCAGCCCCAUGCUGGGCCCCAUGGGUGCCCCAGUCUCCAACGGCUUCAACCCACCCAUGGCCUUUCAGACAGGAGGUAUGGGGAUGGGCAUGCGGCCCACUGGCCCCGGCCUCUAUGGCGGCAUGGCCACCACCACCAGCACCCCAAACUUUGGAGCCCUCACGCAGAAUCAAGGACCAAUUGGGCAGACAAAUAAAGCCCACGACAUGUCAGCCUUGGACAGUCUUUUUACACCCAGCCAGCCCAAAGUCACACUCAACCAAAUGGGUCCAAAGGCUACACCUGGCACCAACUCCCCUUGGCUCAAUCAGUUUGGUUCACCCCAGAAUGCUCAGACUCAGAUGCAGGGUGCGUCAGUGGGUAUGGGAGGAGUACCCAGCGGGUUUGGGAUGCAAGCAAACCCUUUUUUCAGCCCGCAGAACUUUUCUCAAACCCCUGCUGCCCCUAGCCUGAACCAAAGUGGAAUUAAACAUAGUGCAUCUGUCAACAAUGAUCUGAAAGACUUAUUCGGCUAAACGUAAAUUUAACAUAGAUUCCAGGUUAAGUAUUUUCUUUAAAUAACUUUGGGCAGAAGAGCCUUGAAUUCUCACAGAACAAAACACUGAAAACAAAAUCCUCUCAAGGGUGUUACUGUCUGUAUUUUUAAUCCGACCUGGUUUAAAUUUUGAGUCUCGCUCACAUUCAGCUGGCAAAUUAACCUCCACCUGAAUUCCAUUUCUACUUGACCAGAAGGACAAAAGGUUUGGGGUGGGAAAUUCUUCUAUGCUGUGUUCUUUAAAUGCUGGGGGUUUCCUACUGUUUUGUACUUGACAUUCUUGGGAGUCCAAAUGACAUGGGUUGAGAUUAAUCCCAACUCGAUUUAUUCAGGAAGGUUUUGUGUUCAUAUCAUGAAUGAUUGAAUGGAGUGGAUUUCACUUGGUAAACAAGUUGCAUCAGAAUCACCACUUAAAAUGGUCAGAAAAUGAUGGAAAAACGUGGCUUCCAUGCUUCACAUCUGCUCAGUUUCAGGCUUCUGUACCUUUAUUGCUUCUCCAGACUAACUUUUGCUGCAUGUCUAAAGUGAUAAAAGAGUUGGCUUAAAAACAAAUACUGCAUACACCAAAAUGUCUGAGCCCAGUGGGAGGGAGGUAGCUUGAAGUGUAGCACCGACAAGCCUGCAGUCACUGAUCUGCAUCCAGGAGGCUCCUCUGUGGAGAAAAUCUAGAAGGGGGUGGAGAAAAUUGACAGGCCCACCGUCGCGGUUUAGAUGGGGAACACCAAGUAGCCCCACUGCAGCUGUCUCCAUGGUAACUGUUUCUCUGCAGCACCGGAAACCUCCAUUUUGUGGACACAAAUUGGACUAGUGAUCCAAUCUGGUCUUCAUUUUUUUCCCUCCUUUGGUCUCAUUCUUUUAUCAUCAGGUUAUAAGGCUGCAAAACCGGCUUUUUUUCCCCUUUACUUAAUUUCACAUCUUAACAAGCAUGUUGAAAAGGGAAGGGUUAAUUCUGUCUGGUCAAAGUUUGUUGACGACCAUUUCAUCUCACAAAAACAUUGUGUCCGUUUUCAGUAUGAACGACUUAUCUGUGUACAAUGAAAGUGGAGUAGGAUGUGUAGAGUAGCUAUAACAGCAGUGUCCUUUCAACAAGAUGCUAAUACUAAAGGCAAUGAAGGACCAUAUGCACUGCUUAGGCUAUUGUGCCUUACAUGGGUACAUGUGUAAAACUAGACAGACAGCACUCAUCUGUUACUAAAGUAUUAAUAUUUUCCCUUUUAAUCAGCUGUCUGGCUUUUGCUUCGCAAAUUACAUUAUUUGUUGCAUGUUACUGAAAUUGACCACCAUUUGAUUUUAGCAUUUUUUCUAAUAAUGAUUCCUAACAAUUCUAGUGACCAAUGACAUUUAAUUUCAUGUGUCCAGCUGGAUUUGCUCUGAUGAAGUUUUUAAGGGACUCAAAAUCCUCCCUGUGCACCAUUUUCUGUUAAUCAAUUUGUACAAUGAUGAAGAUUUUCUCUAUAUAUUUUGAUUUCAGCACUUUUCAGCUGUCCGAGGACCCGUGCUGGUGAAAUAUUAUUAUGGAGUGUAAAUAUAUAGUUAUUUAAAAAUGGAUUGCUCUGUGAGGGCCUUGGCAUUUUUAUGUCCUUGUGAUAAUGGUUAAGAGGCCUUAGAUGAGUUGUGUGCAAUAAUCCUUAUUGGUUGUUAAGGGUGCAUAUCGAUUGGCUUAAGCAGCCGUCAGUGUGUCCUUACCUUCAUCUCCACUGACCUACAAUAAUUACAUAGGUCUGUCAGAUUUUCUAAACAGCUUAACAUUAAUGUGUACUCAUUCUAAAUCUUACAUUUUUGAAGAGAAUUACACAAUUCUGGGUUUUUUAGACGCACCUUGGUCACACUGUGUUUCUGCUGACAAUGAUUGUUGUUAACAUGCUGAAAUGUAACGUCUUUUAUUGGGUUCACUUUCUGUUUUUAUAUAUUAAUGCCACCUAUACAAGGUGAGCUCUCUCCAGCCGCAUGGAAGUGUUACUCGCAAGUGACUGACUCGUCGGGUUCUGUUAAUUUCCACAUUGUCAAACAAGACUACAAAUGUGUCUGUGAUUGGAGCUUUUUCAUCUGUAGAUCGGCAUACAGUAUGUGGCAGUUUUGAUUUCAUCACAAAGUGGAAGUGAUCCUGGCAGAACCCCAAAGCAGAAAACUAAAGCUUAUUCUUCUACAAGAUUGUUUGUAUACCACUGCUGUCAUAUAUGUGUAGUGUGGCCCUUGUUUUGUGUUAAGGUGCUAGUCUCUGAGGUGGUUCAAUGAAAAUCUGUACAUAUAAAGGAAAGUACACAAUCUAA
This is a messenger RNA of Dicentrarchus labrax (European seabass), 5243 nucleotides long. It is a transcript of the gene scyl2, whose product is annotated as SCY1 like pseudokinase 2. Lineage: Eukaryota; Metazoa; Chordata; Actinopteri; Moronidae. The coding region runs from base 176 to 2953 and encodes 925 amino acids. Gene Ontology annotation, molecular function: protein kinase activity; ATP binding. The transcript is spliced from 19 exons. The record is from RefSeq and is a predicted model, not a curated record. Gene Ontology annotation, biological process: protein phosphorylation.